Harmonia axyridis is the source of this 4669-nucleotide messenger RNA. RefSeq lists its product as uncharacterized. The coding region runs from base 531 to 4259 and encodes 1242 amino acids. NCBI's taxonomy places the organism in Eukaryota, Metazoa, Arthropoda, Insecta, Coleoptera, Coccinellidae. The record is from RefSeq and is a predicted model, not a curated record. The transcript is spliced from 12 exons.
UUAUUUGCUCUUAGAUACUGGAUAAAUGCACAAAACCAGCUCACUUCUUCCCCAUUCGAAACAUCGUCGUGCAGCCCCUCCUUUAGCCAGUGCACCGCCGACUCUCGUAUAGUACGACGUGCGUUGCCGACCUUUUCAUUCUCAAUCUUCCACUUCUCGUUUUUCCCUCGAUUCGACUUCCAUUCUCGUAGUCCCAUUCCGAUGGUACGGUCGUCGAUGACAGUCGCGGUUUAGAGUACGACGCCGCCACCACACAUCGUGCGAUCUGUCUAACUAAACCCCCGGGUGUUUUACGGAACCCUUGUGCGCGUCGUGACUUUUCGACCGUGCAACUUGUCGUGGUUCUCGCCCCCAAGGAUUUUGCUGUAACGAAGAAGUUAAAGAACAACAUUUCGGUGCUCGUUUAACCUAGAUCGAUUCGAUGGCUCUCUUCACAUCCCAGAAGCCCGUUUGAAUAAUUCAACAGGAGAGAUUCUACUUUUACCAUAAUUCCGGAUGAUAUUCGAAGAGGAAGAUUCUCGUGGAAGAAAAUGACGUCUGUGAUAUGCCAAAAUUUCGUGCAGAAUGCUUGGAAAAAAGAACUAUGUUCCAAUUGUUUCAAGUCCAGGAACGAACAUCAGGAACGCACCACUUUCAAACCACUGCCACUGUUUUCAAGAAGGAUCGAAGGGAUUAUCAAGAGCGGGAAGAAGACGAAGCACAGAUCUGUCCGUUUCCCGAACCAACUAUCGGAGGUGAUAGGUUACGGAGGUGAAGACUGGUACUCGGAAGGUGAAGAAGAAACCGUCGACUCGAACGACGACGAUUUCGAUGACGAUUCCUCGGACGACUCAGACGAGGUGGACACAGAGCUGCGAAAAAUCACUAAAGCUAACACCGACUACAACACCACCAGCCUCAUGGAAGACGCGGACACGAAAAAAUCCUUUGCCUCCUUGAUGUUGGGUAAACCACUCGUGGAUUCGGAAGGCAAGAAAAAAACGCUGUUGGUCAGUGUUAAACCCUUCGGGGAAGACUCUAACCCGCCCAAGAAGAUCUCAAAAAGCAUGGCGCACAUUCCGAUAUCGAAAAACAAGAAAGAAAGCGUCACAGAAACGAACACCACCGUGAUAUUGAAAUCUUAUACGAAAAACGAAGACUUGCAGAAGCAGGAGAAGUCUUUGUUGGACGAAAUAACCGAAACGUUGGAGAACUCUAGGAAGGAAUCGGUGCAGAUAAUAUCGCGCAAAAAAGUGGAGCAAGAAAUCAUACCUAGGAAAGAAACGAACAAGGAAAACAUAAUAGAGAACGAGAAUGUUAAAAAAGAGGAUUUGCAAAAAUCGGACAAGAAGGUAACGCUUUCUAGAAGUCCUGCCCUGAAGAGGGAACACGCUUUGUUGUACCAAACUUCUACGGCCAAAAUAGAAUUGAUGAACGGAAUAAAUUCCAAAGCGAAGAAAGAUAAGGAGAACAAAGAUGCGAAAAAGACUGAACAAUCCCUGGAUAACAGCGAGAAAGAACAAAAUGUUGACGAAGAUAUCGUGAAGAAUGAAACUACGAUUAAGAACGAAAUUAAGGAUAACGGUUGGUACACAACGGAAGAGAAGACUAGCGACGAAGAUAAGAGUGGUACCUCAACCGACUCCAGCCUAACAUCAACCAGCGACUUCGAGAAUGCACCUUCUCAAUCUCGAGAACAAGCAGGCGAACCUGACGGCAGGGCCGAUCCAGACAACCCCGAACCUCCGGCCCUACCUUUAACCCCGCCCCCUGUCCUCGAGACCCAAUCGUCGUUCCUGCAUUCUUCCAACGUUGCCAUUCCUCAGAAACCCAAGAUAGCCUCCAAACCCAGCACGGUGCUGAUCAGGAAACCCGUGGUUACGCUCCAUCUUGAAGCCAAGAGCCAGGUAUUGACCACGUUCUCGACAGAGCCACAGGCCAGGGAGGCGCACAAGGAGUUGACCAAGCAGAACUCGGACACGUCCGACGUUGCCGCGCAUAUUUCUAACAAGCGGAGAGCGCCCAAUCCUCCGGAAGAGAACGGUCUGUUCCUGAGGAAGCCCCUGAACUCGAUCAACGGAGAGUGUCCGGUGGUGAGAGAGAAGGAGAAGAGGGAGAGAGCUUCCUCUUGCCCGAAAUUGCCGCAGAUCGUCGGGGCCAGCCCGAAACUGGACGUGGAUAUGAUUCCAGAACCUGCUCCUAGGAGAAUUUUGUCAAUAUCUACCGAUAGCUUGGCCAAUAUGGACGAUAGCAAGAGGAAGGAGAAGACCAAAGGGAAGUUCUCGCUGAAGAAAUUCUUGAGGAUGGGUUCGACCAAGGAUCUCACCAAGCUUCCUGUGGAGACUUGUCGAUUUGACGAGUUGGACGUUGCUCCUACUCCAAAACCCAGGUUGGUCAUAGUGCAUCCUUCUGAAUUGAAUGGUGCCAAAGUUGAAGUGGUUGCUAAAUCCCUCAGUGGUACAAACCAGAAUGAUUCUUCCAACAGGGUCCAGAAUGACUAUGAAAACAUCACUAUCAAAUCAUCCAAACCGCCACCACCUCCUAGGCAUGUAGAAGACAGUCAAAAACCACCUCAUACGCCACCGCCAAAAUCGGCAGAUAUACUAAAUUUGCAGAAACAGGUAUCUAGAAACAAUUCCCUGAUCAAGAAGGAAGAAACGGUCUACGCCAAUAUAGGCGAAGUGAGGUCCUCUAUCGUCCCAAACAAGCCAGUCAGGACUGCCAGCAUGAGAGAACGGGAGGCCCAACAACAGAUCAAGCAGAAGGAGAGGGAACUGAACGGUUACAGUGCGGCAACGUUGCCGGCGAAAGGCAACAGCGAGAACGUGUACGAGUAUCUUAACGGCGGAAGAUCUAGCUCUCCAGAGUCAGAUUCGAACAGGGAGAAGCAUAGCCCUACAGCGAAACCGGGCAAGCUUAACAAGAGGUCCGAGAGUAGCGUCGACGUCUCUGGAGAUUAUUUCAAAUACAACAACAUACCUAGAUCGAUGUCGCUUACAUACUGUGGAAGCGAGACCGAGUCUGAAAUUUACUCCCCAUACGGAUUUUACGGCAGUGAAACGGAGGUCUAUCCUACUAUGGUAGAUGGUACAGGUUUGUUCUAUGGAUGCCUGAUGGACAUAGAUACCUGGCGGCAACCAAAUUGGACAUCCUUUAGAUAUAAGAUUACAGAAGACGACCACGAAUGGAUACAGAAUGGCAAGACGCACAAACUGAGAUCCAGAAAAGGUCGUAGUAUUGUCCACAAGAACCUGGAGGACAACUAUGGUGCUGUGAUAGUAGCUAACCACGAAGCUCUUGCCCAAGUAUUGGAAAAUAUUCAGCAAACUGUACAUAUACCAACCGCACUGAGAGGUCUGAAGACCACUUCGAAUCUCAGAUGGAGCGAUUUCUCAAUCAAAAACUCCAAUCCGUUGUUUUUGGGCAGGAGAACGUUCCUGCAGGCUUUGUGGGGCACACACCAUGUUACUCUGGCCAUCAAUCGAGGUUUAGUACCCUCUUGCACCUUGUCCUUGGGUACUUUCAACUUGAACCCUGUUACGGAGUUUAACGAUCUGGUCCCAGUCAAGUUUCUGGGAGAAAAUGAGCAGGAUGAAUCGAAGCAAGUUCAAGGUACCAUAACUGUGCUUCCUUGGAUGCAAGUGAAUACGAUCCACAGUUUUUCGAAUAUAGCAAAAACAAAGACGCCAAAUGAAGAUCCAUGUAAAGAAAAUAUAUUCAUUAUGCUGCAAUUGGUGAACGCCCUUAAGAACUUGCAGGCACAAGGUAUAGAGGAAUUACCUGUGUCGUUGAGUUCCUUCUUAUUAUGCAAGGACAUGGAGAAAGACGUUUAUCAGAAGCUGUUUGUUCUUCAAGGGCUCACUGAAGAACUGUCAAACAAAAAUGAGAAGUUUGGAACGCUGUGUAUGUGUGCCUCUAAGGCUUUACAACUGUUACAACCCAUGUUAAAAACAACUUCUUUGAUCCAGUCCUUGUUGAGCAACGAAAGAGCUACUUCGCUCACUCAGGUAAAAUCCGUGUUGGAAUUUUCCCUAUGGGGUCCUUCAGACGUAGCUCUAGGAAGUACGAUAAGAGAACGAGAGUUAGCUUUGCAACGUUGGCUAGAUCUUCAGCGGGCCACAGUUUUACAUGGACUCGUCUGUACAAGAGUACAGUUAACAGUUUACGAGGAGUACCAUUUACUUUUCUUAGUUCGAAGUAACGCCAGAAUGAUGUGCGAUGCUUCGUUACUUUUGGAAUCUAGCAAUAUGAAACAGACCGUGACUAACGGAACUAAAUAAUUUUAAGCAUAGUUAUUUUAAUUGUUGAAAAGUUGGUGAUUUGUUGAGUUAUUUUGUUUCCGUUGAAUUUUGAUGGGUGUUUAAAAAUUUUUGUGUGUUAGGAAUUUUUGAACACUCAUAUUCGGUAUGUGAUUGAAUAAUUUAUAUUCGGUUUAUCACAUGGAAGAAUUUAAUUAAACUACAAGUUUAUAUGAUAUUUUACUUGAAUAUUUAUUCUAAAUUAUUUUUUACCUCUAAAUGUUUUUCUCGAAAUGCAUUAUCUUUUGUAUGUAGUAUCUAUUAUUAUUGUAUAAUUUGUAUAUUCGUAUCUUAGUUGUAUAUAGAAAACGUGCCUUGUUAAGUAUUUUUCUAAUAUGAAUAUAUUGAUUUAUCUGAGAGAAUUAUAGAAAAUAAAAGUAUUCUAUCACUGA